Lactuca virosa is the source of this 945-nucleotide messenger RNA. Lineage: Eukaryota; Viridiplantae; Streptophyta; Magnoliopsida; Asterales; Asteraceae. The record is from the annotation of a GenBank genome assembly.
AUGAGAAUCUUGAUUGGGCGGCAAACGCUUAAUCCCUAUUACCGUCUUGCUUACGUCAUGUCAAAGUACGUUUCUCUAUUCCUCCUCUUCACGGCGGUGGCGGCACUCAACACCACCGCCGUUACGGCCGCUGCUAUUACUACAACUUCUACCAAGUCCCGCCACCUCUCCUCCAUAAAUUCCCCGUCGCCGGGACCUUCCCCAUUGAUUCAACCCCAACACCCUAUCCCUCAUCCACCAAUUUCACCACCACCACCACCGCCAACCAUCUCUAUACGAUCACCGCCUCCUCCGCCUACACGACCGGAGUAUAUGCAGCAACAACAACUCAAGAACAUAAUCGACGCCCUAAUCGGCGCUGGCGACUUCGCAGCGUGGGCAAAUAUCCUCUUUAAUCCAAAGAUAAAUUCAUCGAUCCCCACUAGCACCACCGCCGCACUCAUCCCAACCACCGCCACCAUGUUUGUCCCCGGCAACGAUGCUCUGUCCCACCUCUCCGCCUCCGCCACCGGCGCCUACAAUUUCGACCCGUUCAUCAUCCCUUACCACAUCCUCCCACAACGACUCACGUUCUCGGAGCUUCAACUCUUCAAAACCCAAACUCGAUUACCCACACUAUUGCCCUCAAAAACAAUCAUAAUCACGAACAAUACCCCUUCCAAUUUCACCAUUGAUGAUUCCUUGAUCAUGCAACCUGAUAUUUACCAAAACCCCGCCGUCUGCGUCCAUGGUAUCGCAGCCAUCCUCGACUACACAAUGUACGGCGAAGCUCCUCCGGCUCCUCCUGCUUCACCACCGCCCCCGGCGUCGACGCUUGAUGAAACGGUAACUCCGUCACCAGAAGUUGCAAGAAAUUGUAGUUCAGAUCAUGUGUUUUCCGACGAUGAUUUCUUCUUCGUUAUGAUGGUAAUUCUUGCUUGCGUUGUUUUUAUCCCUAAUCGGUAG